Molecule: messenger RNA, 1464 nt
Organism: Camponotus floridanus (Florida carpenter ant)
Lineage: Eukaryota; Metazoa; Arthropoda; Insecta; Hymenoptera; Formicidae
Product: transmembrane protein 19
Exons: 6
Coding region: 418-1446 (342 amino acids)
Cellular component (GO): membrane
Source: RefSeq, a predicted model, not a curated record
UUAUUUCUUCUCAUUUUUGAAUCAGCUGUUUUUUCCCAUUAAGAUCACCUCUUACGUCAAUGUUCUCCUUGUUCAUGUUUAUAUAUGAGCACGUCACCGCAUUAAAAACUAAAUGAAAUCUAAUAAUAGAGACAGAGUAUGUAAUAUUCAUAUAUCGCACGAAAUACAGUAAGCGCAGUUGGAAAGAACAGACUUUAUACAGUACGUCAUAUCUAUUCAUCAAAAUUCCACCUUGUUUAUUCUAAAAAAUUACGUUGCGUUUUCGCGGUGCUGUCACAAGGAGGACAAGGUUUCGCAAACAGAAAGAAGUUAUUUCCCUGUUAUUCCGUAUAUUGUGUUGGCGUUCAGUGAAAACAGCUUCUCAGUGAUCAAUUUACGCGACCCGAAUUUACAUUGGAUUUACAAACUUUUCAUGAUAUGAGCUCUCUUGGAAAUCACGAAGAGACCCGGCAUUCUCGUGUAUUAAUGCCGGUGCUCCUGAGUGCCUGCGCAAUUCCGAUCUCGAUGCUCUUCUGGAUAAUAAACGUAGUUUACUCGAUACUGUGGCCAGACACCAGAAAAUUCACGGAAGAACACUCGGUUAUUUCACCAUGGAGAUGGUUGGCAGCAGUUAUCAUUCCAUUGUUGUUCAUGUUUUGGGGUUUACGCAAAAGAAGCCUGAAUGCCAGUGGUGCAAUUUUUGGUCUCUUUGUGGGUUUUAUUUUGACACUAUCAAGCUUUGCUCACUUAUCAGCUCUUGCGACAUUUUUUGUCACUGGAUCGAAAGUGACAAAGUUUCGGUCCAAACAAAAGAAAAAGUUUGAAGUUGAUUUCAAGGAGGGUGGCCAGCGAAACUGGAUACAAGUGCUGUGUAACAGUGGUAUGGCUACGCAAUUGGCCUUAUUAUAUCUUUUGGAUGUCGGAAGCGGAGAAAGGCCCAUCGAUUUCGACAAGGAAUACCGAAGCUCAUGGUUGUCCAUUGGGAUAUUGGGAGCAUUUGCGUGUUGCAACGGUGAUACAUGGGCUUCAGAAUUGGGUACAGUGAUCGGCACAAGUGAUCCUUUCCUCAUUACCACAAGAAAAAGAGUGCCAAGAGGAACGAAUGGUGGUGUAUCAUGGAUAGGUCUAUUAUGUUCCACCAUUGGCGGUUUAAUAAUUGGGCUUCUCUAUUAUAUAGUGAUAUUAAAUACUGUCGAUACAGCUGUAUUGCAACUAGCAGCCCCACAGUGGCCUAUCAUAGUUGUCGCAGCAUUUGCAGGCUUAUUUGGCUCCAUUCUAGAUUCCGUUCUCGGCGCGACUUUACAAUAUUCAGGAAUAGAUGAAAAAGGUCUUAUAGUUGAGCGGCCAGGAAAAGGUGUAAAACAUAUUUGUGGUAAACAGCUUCUAGAUAAUCACAGUGUUAAUCUUCUUUCUAGUAUUGGUAUCGCCCUCGUUCUUCCGAGAAUAGCUAAUAUUUUCUGGCCAUAAAAUUUCAUAUUUAUUUAA